Aspergillus clavatus NRRL 1 is the source of this 774-nucleotide messenger RNA. RefSeq lists its product as uncharacterized. The record is from RefSeq and is a predicted model, not a curated record. The transcript has a single exon. Bases 1 to 774 code for a protein of 257 amino acids. Lineage: Eukaryota; Fungi; Ascomycota; Eurotiomycetes; Eurotiales; Aspergillaceae.
AUGCCAUACUACUUCACCCCGGAUCCCAAUCAGCUGGGAAAUAUUAUGCACUACAACAACAAUGCGAUGCAAUCAAGCAGUUAUCAGCAACCAUCGGAAGCCGAAGAUUACACGACCGAGGACGAAGAAGAAGUCGUCUACGAGCUGGACGAGCGCGCCAUGGCUUGUCUCCCAGAACGUCUCCGGGAGAUCAUGCGCGAAAUCCAUCGGGAGCGCCUAGAACGAGUGCAAAGAGAGAAUCCAGACUUCGAGUACCGCAGAGCAUCGAGUCGUCAAAAUGACCAUGCGGAGCGAUGGCUCGAGAACGUCGUCGUUCGGCUCAUGGAGAGUCAGUCGGCGCCGCGUCCAGUGUUUCACACCAUGGCAGACGCGCUUCCUAUACACGGAGCUUUGAGUAGCUAUCAACCCCAAGCUGCUGUCGAGCCACAACAUGCAUACAACAACAUGGUUCCCGACCAUGAACAGUUUUACCCGCGAGUGACGGUUACAGAACUGUCUCACAAUCGCGACAAUUCCGAGAAUGAUAUCCAAGUGGAACAUGAUUCCACCCCGGUUCAAGAGGAGCCCACCGAGAUCAGGGAGCCAACGGAGCCAAUGGAGGACAUGCAUCGGCCUCCUCCCGCGAACAGGACUCGACUUGGGGACAAGACCCCGAAGAAGAAGCCGACUGAUUCGAAGUGUCGCAGGAGGCGAUCGUCCAUGGUUCUAGAAAUGCGCAGUCGACUUCAAAAGAAGGUUGGGAAAGUGAGCAGGUUCUUCAAGAGUAUAGUUUGA